GCUGGUGAGCGAGUGAACGUUCAUCCGCGAACAGAGCGCCGCUCUCCACGCUCCAAGAGCUGCUUCGACUCUCCAGGCGAGCUGUGCGGGGCUGUGCACCUUGAACAACAUUGUGGACUCCGGCUCGGAGCAAAGCCCGCAGCCAGUCAGCAUGCGGCUCCUGUUGAGCCUCCUGCACCCCUUCCUGUCCCUCAGCAUCUUCGGCUUGUACCCAUCUAUGACCCUCGGGCCAAGAGAGGGCUGGCAGGUGUACAGCUCGGCCCAGGAUGCAGACGGCCGCUGCAUCUGCACUGUUGUGGCACCGGAACAAAGUCUGUGCUCCAGAGAUGCAAAGAGCAAGCAGCUCCGCCAUCUCCUAGAGAAGGUGCAGAACAUGUCUCAGUCCAUUGAGGUGCUGAACCUGCGAACUCAGAGGGAUUUGCAGUAUGUGAUGAAGAUGGAGAACCAGAUGAAGGGCCUGAGGACCAAAUUCAGACAGAUUGAGGAUGACAGGAAGUCGGUCAUGGCCAGAAACUUCCAGGAGCUUAAAGACAAGAUGGAGCACUUGAAGCCAUUGAUCCCCGUGCUGGAGCAGUACAAGAUGGAUGCCGCCCUCGUCUCCCACUUCAAGGAGGAGAUCAGGAACCUGUCAUCGGUGCUGACGAGCAUCCAGGAGGAAAUGGGCGCCUACGACUAUGACAAACUCUAUCAGCGUGUACUACGACUGGAUAACAGGCUCCGAAGCUGUAUGGGCAAAUUAACAUGCGGAAAAUUAAUGAAAAUCACCGGACCAGUUACCAUAAAGAUCUCUGGGACUCGGUUUGGGGCAUGGAUGACUGAUUCGCUUGCAUCAACAAGACACAACAGAGUUUGGUACAUGGACGGUUACACCAACAGCAAGAUUGUCCGGGAGUUCAAAACGAUGGAGGACUUCAUGGCAGGAGUGGUGGCUCGCACCUACAGCCUUCCAUUCAAAUGGGAAGGAACCAAUCACAUCGUCUACAACGGCUCGCUGUACUACAACAAGUACCAGAGCAACAUCAUUGUCAAGUACAGCUUUGAGACCGGCACAGUUCUGGCCCAGAGAGCUUUGGAAUUCGCAGGCUUCCACAACAUGUACCCGUACACGUGGGGAGGCUACUCCGACAUCGACGUCAUGGCGGACGAACUGGGAAUGUGGGUCGCGUAUGCCACCAACCAAAACGCCGGGAACGUCGUCAUUUCCCAAAUAGAUCCCGACACCCUGCAGGUCCUGAACACUUGGAACACGGAAUACUCCAAAAGGAACGCAGGGGAGUCCUUCAUGAUCUGCGGGACUCUCUACAUCACCAACUCUCACCUGUCUGGAGCAAAGGUUUAUUACGCGUACUCCACAAAGACGUCGACGUACGAAUAUAUCGACAUUCCUUUCCUCAACCAGUACUUCCACAUCUCCAUGCUUGACUACAACGCCAGAGAGAGAGCUCUGUACGCCUGGAAUAACGGACACCAGGUCAUAUUCAACGUCACCCUCUUCCAUGUCAUAGAAACAGACGAUGGCUCUUAAACUUUGUGCACCGUGACAGCAGAAACAUUUGUGAUGAUGCUCAUUGUUUUGUCAAAAAUGGCUAAUCAUUUCGUUUUCUAAGCUCAAGACUGAAUGGAGCAUGGACACCAUUGUCUGGAUUCCUUACUGGGAAAACCUGUUGCACAUUUUUACACCGGUCGAUGGCAUCACUGUAUAGCUUUUGCAUGCAGGUCUACUGUGCACUUUGACUGCAGUGAUAUUUCUAUAGUGUCUUACUACAGUGCUUGCGUUCAUUGCACAUUAGCAUAUUGGCAGCAAUAUACAGUCCAUAUUCGUACUGCAUUCUGCUUGAACGGGUGUUUUUGUUUGUUUUGUUUUUUUAAAUAAAACUGGUGAAAAUACGCACAAUUUCUUUCCUGCUGUUUUGUGGUUGAAAUAGUCAAAGAUAUGCAUAUUUAAACACAUUUUACACAUUUUCUUCUCUUGCUUUUGUACUUUGCAAGUUAUAUUUUGGUUUUGUAUUUUUACUUCUUCCGAAUACUGCUUUAAUGUUUCAUGUCAUUUUUUUAAAAUGGAUUGAAAAGGCUCAUUAAAACUACAUUUGUGGUGCCCGAAGACUUUUGCACAGUACCGUAUGUUAUAAAAUAUUAAAAAUGCACUUGUCAAUACUUCUAAUACUUCUCGCUUCGAAUUAAGUGCC
Molecule: messenger RNA, 2186 nt
Organism: Dunckerocampus dactyliophorus (ringed pipefish)
Lineage: Eukaryota; Metazoa; Chordata; Actinopteri; Syngnathiformes; Syngnathidae
Gene: olfm3a
Product: olfactomedin 3a
Exons: 6
Coding region: 152-1525 (457 amino acids)
Biological process (GO): signal transduction
Source: RefSeq, a predicted model, not a curated record